UACCCUUGURUCGGGAAAAAACGCACGUGAGUUUCUUCGACRAGAAUUAAAUCGAGCUCGGGUUUUCGGGAUCACCCGCUGUUUCCAGUCGUUAAGAGAUCACGAGACUCGCUCGGACCGAUGUACCCCUUGGUACCGCGGGUGUAUCUAUAUCUUCWAACGUCAUACCAUCGUAUCCUCUGUUAGGUUUUUAAGUUACUCAUUCCGGCAUCGCCGAAUGGGACAAGGUCGGGGAGGCAUAGUAAUAAGGACGUGGAUUUGGUAACUCGGUACCACUGCGCGAUUGUCAAUUAUCGGUCCAAAGCUUGACGGACGGCCUCUCGGGAUUGCGGGUGCCGCUGCUGCCCGCUGCCGCCGUCGCUGCUGUUGCAAGGUUUCCUCACAAGCUUGGAUCACGGCAACACCGAAUCGUAGCAGCAGCCGUGCCCGUGCACGUACCACGACCGGAAUUCGGUGGUUCCCAACCAAAGUUUCUUCUCCUUUUCCGGCAGAACCGAAGCGGAACCCUUAGCAGCAGCCACCAACCACCGGCACCACGAUCCCCCGAAACCAGCAUGGAGCGGCCCCGGGCCUUCGACGAACCCCCUCCCUCGAACCUGCCCAGUCCGUGGGCGCUGGGAGUCCUGGGGGCGGUGGGGGUGCUGGCCCUCCUGGUGGUGGCCGUCACGAUCCUCAACCUUGUGACCCUGUGCGGCUGCUGCCGCCGCGCCAAACCGAAAAAGGCCAAACCAAAAAAGCCGCUGUCCCCGGCGCGGCGCGGGACCGAAAGCGGCUCGGAAUGCUCCGGGGACGGCGAGGAGGAGGAGGACGAGGACGAGGACGAGGAGAGCCAGAAGGAAAGCGGCGAAGACGACAGCCGGAGCAAAGACAGCCGGAGCUACGACAGCCGCAGCCACGACGGCCGCAGCUACGACAGCCGAAGCCACGACAGCCGAAGCCACGACGGCCGCAGCUACGACAGCCGCAGCUACGACAGCCGCUAGCCGGCGGACCGCUCGUGGGGACCCACCACUGCGGUGCGCACGGCUCCGGGCCUUCGCUUCGUUCCCGUCUUGGGUGCCCCCUAAGACUCGCC
Messenger RNA from Pseudo-nitzschia multistriata, 1075 nucleotides. NCBI's taxonomy places the organism in Eukaryota, Bacillariophyta, Bacillariophyceae, Bacillariales, Bacillariaceae. The record is from the annotation of a GenBank genome assembly.